Fraxinus pennsylvanica is the source of this 441-nucleotide messenger RNA. Lineage: Eukaryota; Viridiplantae; Streptophyta; Magnoliopsida; Lamiales; Oleaceae. The record is from the annotation of a GenBank genome assembly.
AUGGAGGGGCUGCGGCGGAGCAUAGGGUGGCCCGCGGCGGCGCUGGUGUUGACAUGCACGGUGCUGGUGAUGAUGCCGACGGAGGCGUCUGCAUCGCGUUUCAUCGUCGGAGCUAACAUGGGGUGGACUUCAAAUGUGAACUACGCCAUUUGGACUAAAGGCAAACAUUUCCAUCUCGGCGAUUGGCUCUUCUUCGUGUAUGAUAGGCACCACGUGAAUGUGCUUGAGGUAAACAAGAGAGAUUACAUGAACUGCAAUUCCAAUCACCCCCUUCACAACUGGACCGCCGGUGCUGGAAGGGACGUUGUUCCUCUCUAUGUUACAAAAACUUACUAUUUCAUUAGCGGAAAAGGAUUCUGCCGUAGAGGCAUGAAAGUAACUAUUCGCGUUGAAAAACCGCAGCCCCGAUCAUCAACUUUCAACUUUGCCAUAAAAGAUUGA